AUGGAAUCAAACAAGGACGAAGCGGAACGCUGCAUAGAGAUAUCUAUCGCGGCGCUUCGAGAUAAUCAACCCGACAAAGCUCGAAGAUUCCUGGAGAAGGCACAGAAACUGUUUCCCACACAGAAGGCACAACGUUUAUUAGAAUCUAUAGCUCUGAAUGGAAACACACAUGGCAGUAAUAAUAACUGUGGAGAAAAAGAGAGCAGUGGAGUUAGACACCGAGCCACCAGUGCUGGAGAGGAGACAUCAGAAGACGGUGCCACAGACGGAGCCAAGUCAUAUACAGCAGAACAACUGGAUGCAGUCAAACAAAUAAAGAAGUGCAAAGACUAUUAUGAGAUUCUGGGAGUCAGUAAAGAUGUGUCGGAUGAUGAUCUGAAAAAAGCUUAUAGAAAACUGGCUUUGAAAUUCCAUCCGGAUAAAAACCAUGCUCCAGGUGCUACAGAGGCAUUUAAAGCUAUCGGGAAUGCGUAUGCCAUACUUAGUAACACAGAAAAGCGGAAACAGUACGACCUUUAUGGUGAGGAGAAAGUUCACCAGUCACGUCAUGGCCAUUCUCAUCACGGCUUUGAGGCAGAUAUUUCGCCUGAGGAUCUCUUCAACAUGUUCUUUGGAGGCGGAUUCCCAUCAAGUAAUGUCCAUGUUUAUAGUAAUGGCAGGAUGAGAUUUGGACAUAACCAGAGGCAUGAACGAAGAGAACAACGGAGAGAUGGAAGCCUUGCUCUGUUUGUUCAGCUGAUGCCCAUCCUCGUCCUCAUUGUAGUUUCAGCCCUUAGCCAGUUGAUGGUGUCCAGCCCUCCCUACAGUCUAAGCCACAGGCCAUCCUCGGGGCACACGAACAGGCGACAGACAGCUAAUCUGAAGGUGCCUUACUAUGUGGGUGACCACUUUUCAGAAGAAUAUACUGGAAAGCAUCUUAAGAAUAUUGAGCAAAGUGUGGAGGAUGACUACAUUUCAAACCUUCGAAAUAACUGUUGGAAGGAAAAGCAACAGAAGGAAGGACUGUUGUAUCGGGCACGGUAUUUUGGAGAUUCAGACUUAUACCAAAGGGCCCAGAAGAUGGGUACACCCAGUUGUUCAAAGCUGUCAGACAUUCAAGUCCUUUUACAUGGACACUGAAAAACAAGAAGGUCCAUAUUUGAAGGUGACCAACUACAAACUCACCAAACUUUCAGUAAAAGUAGAGUGGGAAUUUGCACCAGUUCAAGAAAAAAACAAAAAUGAUCUGUCUCCUUGCAGCACCAGGCAACUUUGUCUUUCCUCUCUCCCAUAAUGAUGAUGAAGUGGAACAUCAUUGGGUAGCUAUUGCUAAGGUCUGAAAAACAGCACUAACACUUAAUUGUGCUUAUCUGAAAGUAAUUGGUGAUGCUUUAUGAAUGUGAAACAUGAACAAAUAGGUAUAUUCUGAAUGGUAAGUUAUGAUCCAAGCUUAAUGCCUUUCUCUUAAGUCCAGUUUUCCGUUCAGUAAUUCUUAAGAAUCCCAUAUUUGGGUUAUCUGAGCCAAUUGAGACUUUAGUAUUUGUUUGGACAGCAAGAACAUCAAGAAAUUCGGUUAUUUGAAAUGUUGCUGUUUGUUAUUUAAUUCUUCAGUGUAGAUUGCCUCUUGGGUUUUUUUUUAAGAUGCAGCUGAGAUUAAUGAAGAGAUUUCACCCUGUAUUUAUUAAAAUUUAAUCACCUA
Molecule: messenger RNA, 1678 nt
Organism: Pangasianodon hypophthalmus (striped catfish)
Lineage: Eukaryota; Metazoa; Chordata; Actinopteri; Siluriformes; Pangasiidae
Gene: dnajb12a
Product: DnaJ heat shock protein family (Hsp40) member B12a
Exons: 9
Coding region: 1-1119 (372 amino acids)
Biological process (GO): cellular response to misfolded protein
Cellular component (GO): endoplasmic reticulum membrane
Molecular function (GO): Hsp70 protein binding
Source: RefSeq, a predicted model, not a curated record